AUGGCUACAGUAACGGAUGAGAAUUAUUUAAGAGAAAAUGGUUUAACUGAUACAACUGGAAUCAUUUUGGCAUCAUCAACAACAAAUAAAAAUGAAGUUGAUGAUGUACCAGAUUAUAAUGAGGCAUUUCCUCAAUUAUCUUCUGGUCAAUUAGAUAUAAAUCGUUCGAAUACAUUUUUUUCUUCAUCACCAUUUUCAUCAUCAUUAAAUGGAAUAGGUAACAUGGCUCAUACAACAUCAUCAUUACAGUCUUCGAUAAAGAAUGAUGAAGAUCGACGACGUAAAAUAGGAAAUUAUGAAAAAUUAGCUACAACUAAAAUUAUUGAAAUUCCUCCAGAAGAACAACGUAUUGCGGAUAAUUCUCGACGUGCUGCUAAUCAAUCAACACGUAAUAAUGGUGCUAAUAAUCCAUCCAUUACUAGUGGACAACCACUACAAAAAAUUUGUAUGCGAAUUCAAAAAGAAACAUCUACAAAUAUAACAUUUUUCAAUGCAGAUCAAAAUUUAAUUGUUACUAUUACCGGUCGACCAGAACAAGUUCGUUUAGCUCAAGUCCUUAUUAGUCGUGAAUUACAAAAACCAGUUAAAAUUGAAGUAGAUAUUCCAUUGGAUUUUCAUCGUUUUAUUAUUGGUCCACGUGGUUCAAUAUUAAAAUUAUUAGAACAAGAAACUUUAACACGUAUUGCUGUACCAUCACAAGGUAGUCAAUCAAAUUUUAUACUUGUAUCAGGCGCAAAAGAUAAUGUGAAAUUAUGUGAACAAAAAAUUCUUGAAUUAUAUCAUAUACAAUUGAAUAAAGGUUAUGAACGCUUAAUAAUACCAUAUCUGUAUCAUCCAUGGAUACGUUAUCAAUUUGUUAAUGAAUUACAUCGACAAUUAAAUGUUACUAUUGAUUUACCACCACCUAUUAAACAAACAGAUGAAAUAUCUAUACGUGGAGAACGUGAACCUGUUGAACAAGCUAAAAUAAGAAUUAUGCAAUUUUUUAAAAAUAUGGAAGGAAAAAUAAUGACAUUUCCUCUUGAAAUUCCAUGUGAACAACAUCGUUUUAUAUUGGGUAAAAAAGGUGCUGGUUUAAAAGAAAUUUUUGAUAAAACAAAUGUUGUUGUUCGUAUACCGAAUCAAGAAGAAAAUUGCUCAACAAUUCAAGUUAUUGGUGAAACAAAUAAAAUUGGUGAAGCUAUAACAAUGAUUUAUAAAAUGGCAAAUGCAUUAACUGCUGUACAAAUUAGUGCACCGCAUUGGAUGCAUAGUGUUGUUAAAGGUGAACGUAAUGCUAAUCUUGAUAUAAUACGAAAAUCUCAUCCAGAUGUACGAAUGUAUUUUCGUGAUGAUCAUAUUGCAAUAGAAGGUCCACCGGAAGAAGUUGAACUUGUUCGUAGUCAAGUUCAAACUGUUAUUGAUGAUUUACGAAAUACAAAUACAACAUAUUUAGAAGUUGAUAUUGAUCCUCAAUAUUAUAAGCAAUUAAUUGGAAAAAAUCAAAUACGUUUAAGUGAAAUACAAGAACAAACAAAUUGUGAUAUUAAAUUUCCUUUUGAUGAAAGUCGUCAUGUAAAAUUAAUGGGUUCAAAAGAAAGUGUUGAAAAAGCCCGACAAAUUUUACUUGAACGAGUUCAAAAAUUGUCCAAUGAACGAACAACUGGUGUAAGUAUUGAUCCACAAUAUUAUCCUCAGAUAAUUGGUGUUAAAGGUAAAAAAUUAGAAGAAGUUCGAUCAAAAUUUCAUAAUAUUCAAAUAACAUUUCCUGAUGCAAAUGGUAAAAGUGAUAAAGUUAUUUUACAUGGUGAUAAAGAAGAUGUUGAAAAAUGUUCAAAAUUUUUACAACAAAAAAUAAAAGAUUUAUAUUCAACUGAAAUUGAAAUUUCAAAACGUUUAUAUCCUUUAUUAAUUGGUAAAGGUGGAUCAAAUAUUCAACGUUUACGUGAACAAAUGCCUGAUGUUCGUAUUGAUAUGCCAUCGCCAGAUGAAACAAAAGAUUCUUCACCAAUUCGUUUAAAUGGUAAAAAACAAGAUGUUGAUAAAGCUCGAAAACUUGUUGAAGAACAUAUUGCACAAUUAAAUAUUUCAAUAGAAAAUUCAAUUGAACAAUAUAUUACAAUUGAUCCUAAAUGGCACGGUCGUUUCUUUCAAAAUAAACGUAAAUUAUUAAAUGAUUUACAAAAAAAAUAUGGUGAUAUGUUAAUAAAAUUACCUGAACGUAAUACAAAUUCUGAUCAAGUUCUAUUACGUGGUCCAAAAGAAACUAUUGAACGUGUACAAAAACGUUUAGAAGAAUUAAUUGAUACAUGGCAAAAUACAAUAACAAAAGAAAUGUCUAUUCCACAUCGUCAUUAUGGAUAUUUACUUGCACAAGGUGGAUUAUAUAUUCAACCAUUACAAAAACAACAUAAUGUUCAAAUUAAAUUUCCUCCAAGACAAGAUUCAUCAAAAGAUGCUGAUCUUGUUCGAAUAACUGGCCGUUCGGAUGAUGUUGAAAAAGCUAUAGUUGCGUUAGAAAAAAUGAUACCUGUUGAAGUCACACUUGAUAUUCCAUAUGAAGCACAUGGUCCAUUAGUUGGUAAAAAUGGUAGUCAAUUAGAAACAUUAAUUAAACAAUAUCCUGAUGUACAAAUCACAUUUCCACCAUUAAAUUCAACAUCAAAUAUUGUACAUUUAAAAGGUCAAUCGGAACAAGUUGAAGGCUUAAAAAAAGAUUUACUUGAACGUUAUGAAAAAUAUCAAAUUGAUAAACAAGCACGUUCAUUUGAAUUACGUUUUACAAUUAAACCGGAAUAUCGUUCAUUAAUUAAUGGUUUUCGUCGACGAACAUAUAAUAAUUUAAAACAAAAAUAUGAUGUUAAUAUACAAAUAUCAAAUAGUCAAAUACCAUCAUCAGCUGUUGUACCAACACCAACAACGAAUGCAAUUGAUACAACACAACCACAUGAUGAUCAACAAGCUAUACCACAAGAAAAUCAUAAUUUAUCAACAGAAUUACCAGCAAAUGAUAUUGAAAUCUUAAUCAUUGGUUAUGAAAAUAAAGCAUUAGCAUGUCGAGAUGAAAUAUUAAAAUUAAUUCAAGAAUUUGAAUCAACAAUAACAAUGGAAAUUGAGAUUGAUCAUCGUAUUCAUGCACGUAUUAUUGGUACAGGCGGACAAAAAUUACAACAAAUGAUGAAAGAUUUUGAAGUUGAAGUUAAAUUUCCAAGUAAUAAUCAAAGUAGUAAAGUACAUGUUAUUGGUACAAAUCAAGAAAAAAUUGAUGCUUGUAUUGAUCAUUUAUUAAUAUUAGAAGAAGAUUUUCUUCAAGAUCUUCCAUAUAAUAAACAAAAUGGUUUACAAGCACAAGGUGAAUUAAAAUUAGGACAACAAUUAUUAAAUACACAACAACAAGAAGUACCAUUAUCAAAUAAUUUAACAAAUAUUCAAUCAACGAAAAAACCUAAUAAUAAUAAACAACAACGACAAGCACCAUUUAAAGUUAAAAACGCACCAUGGACAUCAGGAGAACAAAAUGGAUAUGAAAAUGAACAACAAGGUACAAUGAGAAAUGGACAUAAGAAAUCAUCAAAGAAAGGAUCAAAUGCACCAAAUAAAGAUGAUUUAGGCGAAUUUCCUACGUUUGCAAAUGGUCUUACAUUAACAACUGAUGAUAAUUCAUCACAAGUACACGAAACAACAGUGAAUGCAAUACCUAUCAUUUGGGGUCCUUCAAAACGAAACAAAUAG
Messenger RNA from Adineta steineri, 3711 nucleotides. NCBI's taxonomy places the organism in Eukaryota, Metazoa, Rotifera, Eurotatoria, Adinetida, Adinetidae. The record is from the annotation of a GenBank genome assembly.